This is a messenger RNA of Mixia osmundae IAM 14324, 627 nucleotides long. RefSeq lists its product as uncharacterized. The transcript has 2 exons. Gene Ontology annotation, cellular component: mitochondrial large ribosomal subunit. The coding region runs from base 1 to 627 and encodes 208 amino acids. Lineage: Eukaryota; Fungi; Basidiomycota; Mixiomycetes; Mixiales; Mixiaceae. Gene Ontology annotation, molecular function: structural constituent of ribosome. The record is from RefSeq and is a predicted model, not a curated record.
AUGGCCAGCCUGCGACGAUGUCGGGUGUGCUUACGGCUCGUAGACAGUCAGCUGCUAGUCCGGCGAUCACCUUUCAGCCGCUUUGCAUCCAGCUCAUCCUCGGCAAAAGCGCCCAAUUCAUCGGCCACGCCUACGACCCCAGAGCCAACGCAAGACCCCACUUUGGAUACGCCGCGAUCGGCAGCGACAGUUGGCACGCCGCUCAAGGGGUUGGCCUACCUCAAAGGAGUACCCGAUCCGCCUGCUCGACCCGACGGAGACUACCCCGCCUGGCUAUGGCAUCUCCUCGACACGCCAACGUCUUCAGUACCCGACGAUCUUCCUGCCGCGAGCGGUGCAAAGGGCAAGACAGCGCUCAGAUCAGGCACAGCACGAAGCGCGAUAAAGACGGUCGGCAGCAAACCGCGGUUGAAUGCCGGCAGCAAGUCAACAAAGCCUAGCGACGCCAGUACUGCGCAACUCGACAGAGACCAGAUGGCGACAAUGAAGCCCGAGCGGCGGCUCAGCGAAGUCGAGCAACGAACACAAGACAGAGCGCGACGUGUGGCAGAGUACGACAUCACCAGGAAAGCUCUCGCGAAGAAGAACAAAGAGAGCAUCAAGACGCUCAACUUUCUUAAGUCAUGA